CGCCUCACUCUGGCUCCGGGCCGGGCGUCAGUCCAGGCGAGGCUGGGGCUGGGGGGCGGCGGACUGUAGUACUGGCCCGGGGUAGCUGGGAGGCUGCAGGCGGCCCAGGAGCGUGCAGGUCGAGGAGCAUGGCGCGACCGCAGGAAAAAACGGUGUGGCAGCCCCAGGCUCGACAAGAAGACGCCGACGCGGGGCAACAGAAACUUAAAAACCCCAGCCAAGGCUGCACGCGGGCCCGGAGCGGCGCGGGCCCCAGUCACUGGAGCGCUAGUCUGGCCAAUCCUCUGAGAUUACUGCAAUCAAGGAAGGAAAUGGGGAGAGAAAGAAAGCAGCAUUUCAGAGUCCAGCUGAAGCCUUGGGAUGCUACCUGGCUGCAGAGGGCAUCAAAUUACACAGGACACUCACUCACACCACACAGACACAAACACAGAAAACAGAUACAGACAAAAAAUGACAGGGAGAUCCAAAAGCUCAGAGAGAAUUGUUAGAAAUCUCCUGCACAAAUUAGGCAUCUCCACCCGAAACUAAGCAGCAGUAUUUGAUCAUUUUUAUUUUCUCUUGUCUUUCCCUUAUCGUCCAGAACAUCUGGAAAGGAACUUUGCCACGAUUAACCUUAGAAUUGGCUACCUUAUGGACUCAAACUGCUUAGGUGCACAACCUUAGAAUUUGUUUUCCCCAUGCCUUACAUAUUUGAACCGCUUAGGCAGCCUGGAAAAUGUGGGACUGCUCUUAUAGACUCAAACUGCUUAGAGCUUCGCUUUCCACCCGACACUGUUCCUUAAAGACUUGAACCACUUGGUCUAACAGAAUUGGGUCCGGUCACCCAGGGGCUCCAGUCUUGGCCUUGGCUGCCUUACAGACUCAAACUGCUUAGGUGCACAAAGGACUCACAGGUCUUGCUUACCUGAGUCUGUGCACACAGACUUACACGACCGCUUCAAAUUCUUCAACAGGUAGUGGUCCUUGUGCCCUUUCUGAGGUUUCUGCUUUCAGGUAUCUGUCUUUCUUCGGGUGCAUUCCUUAAAAGUGAAAGGAAAUUCCCAAACCAUUCCAAGGACCGCUGACAAGUAGCCUGCAGGCACCUGUCCUAGGACUGGCUGGGAGGCCCUUCCCAAAUAAGGAGGAAAUUCCAGACAAUUCUCCAGCUGUGUAGGACGGAGACCACUCACUCAAAAUAAAAACAAAGACUUAGAUACCUUGAAAGCAGAAAGGAGUUUAUUGCUUUCUCAUGAGGAAGGGUACCGCCCCUUGUCGCCAUUGCUGGCCAGGAGAGUAUGAGUUGGGAGCCCCACCCUUGGCUUUUUAUCCCUUAAUGUGAUGCCCCCUUCCACUCUCUUACCCCUUUCUCCUUUGACUGGAUACUGAGGGCAUACAUUCUAAACUCGGCAACUAAUACCCAAUAGAAGCAAACAUGCCCAUGUGUGGACUAGAUGUAUAUGUGUACUAGGACUACUAAGAAGUAGGAGCAACCAGGCAACAAAGCUCCCCCACCCCUGUUGACGUGGUUCUGGAGAAAUAGAAACUUAUUGGGGAAUAUGGAAACUUAGCUCAAGGCUUUCUGGAGGAAUGAAACUUAGGCCUCUGGGAACUGCACUGCUGACAAUCUCUGACACUCAGGCAGAGUGCAGGAGAGACACAGGAGCAUAGCAGGGAGGUAAGAGUGUAGCAAGGAGACACUAAUGAGGGAACUUCACUGUGAGCCAUCCCUCAUGUACCUAUUAGACAUCUCAAAUGAGAUGUCCAGCAGACAUCUUAAACACAGUAUGUCCAAAACUGAACUCAUUAUCCUUGUCCCUAAACCCCCCACCCUCUCAAACUUCUCUAUUACUGUUGAAAGCAUCACCAUCCUCCCAGUCCCUCAAGCUUGAAAUCUGUCAUCUUCAACUCACUGUUUCACGUACCCUGCCCCCCAUAGCCAAUCUAUUGUCAAGGGCUUACAUUUCUACCUUCAUAACAUCUCUAAUGUACCCCGUCUCUCCUCUGAUACUGCCACCACCCUGGAGCAGGCCAUCAUCUUCUCAUGCCUGGGCUACUGUAGUAAUCAGCUGGUUGGACUGCCUGCCACAAGUUCCCUGCUCUAGUUCAUUUUCUAUUCAGCCACCAAAGUUAUUUUAUAUUCCUGAAGCACAGGUCUGACCACAUUCUCCACUUUGAUCAUUUCUAUGAUCAAAUUCAAAAUCCUCUGGCUUUCAAGAGACUUCUACAGAGUGCUGAGGUGGUGAUCAAGGGAACAUGGAGAGAGUGAGGGCGUGUUUGAAUCGGGAAUACUACUCAUGGAAGAUUAUGCUAAGUAUGAUGUUCUUUCUGGCUUCUGUCUUUAUAGGACUGCAUAAUAGUGAAAACCUCACAAGAACAGGAUUAUCUCACAUUCCUAGGCACUUAUAUGAACUAUCUGUAAAAUAUGGAACUCAACUCUACAAUUACCAGGCCAGAAUUCGUAUGGGGAAAGGCAAAAUAGAACUUCUAAAGAAGGGAAGUCGUGAUCUGGAAAACAAUUCUAAACAAAUUCUGUCCCUGACCAAACGGAUAGAUAUCCUGAAGGCUUUACUCAAAGAUCUGAAAGAGAAACUGGAGAACGACAUUCUGAAGGCUGAUGCAGAUGUUUUUGGAAAGCCGGAAAUCUCAGAUAUUACUGAUGAGGAGAUGUCUCUGGUGAAUUAUAUCCUUAAAAAGUUAAGGGAAGAUCAAGUGCAGAUGGCUGACUAUGCCCUCAAAUCUGCAGGUGCCUCCAUUGUUGAAGCAUGGACUUCUGAGAGUUACAAAAAUGAUAAAGCCAAACUACAUUGGCAUGAGAUAGGAUUCUUACAUUAUGAAAUGCCUCCUGAUAUUAUUCUUCAGCCAGAUGUCCAUCCUGGGAAGUGCUGGGCAUUUCCAGGCUCUACGGGUCAUACUGUAAUCAAACUUGCCAGGAAAAUCAUACCAAGAGCAGUUACCAUGGAGCACAUCUCAGAGAAGAUUUCUCCCUCAGGAAGUACUGCCAGUGCUCCCAAGGACUUUUCUGUAUAUGGACUCAAAGAUGAAAGGGAGGGAGAAGAAAUCUUCCUUGGGCAGUUUGUGUACGAGAAAAAAGGGAUCACUGUUCAGACAUUUCAGCUCCAGAAUGCAGUUUCUGAAUACAUAUUAUACAUAAAACUAAAAAUUUUAACAAAUUGGGGCCACUCCAAAUAUACCUGCUUAUAUCGAUUCAGAGUCCAUGGAAAGCCAGAACAAGGGACUUGACUGUGGUGAUGUAAAAUGGCAUAUCUACCAAGUGAAAAUAGCUAAAGCCCCUGGAAUCGGACAGCUUCAAGGAAAAUACUUCACACUUGCAUUAAAAUACUAAGUAAAGUUGGUUUUCUACAGUUAGUGAAUGUUGCUUAUAAAAAUGUUUGGAAAUUAA
Molecule: messenger RNA, 3379 nt
Organism: Phascolarctos cinereus (koala)
Lineage: Eukaryota; Metazoa; Chordata; Mammalia; Diprotodontia; Phascolarctidae
Source: RefSeq, a predicted model, not a curated record